AUGGAGGUGGAGGAGGAGGAAAGACGCUCUCCACACGAUCAUGGGGAUCCGUGUGUUCCCGAGAGCUUCUUUGAUCGCGUAACGCAAGGGUUACGCAACGAUCUCGAACAUGAGCGGGACAGGCGUCUCCAAAUGGCGGACACUGUCUUGAAGCAUCGAGCUGAGUUUGCCUUUGCUCAGCUUGAGAACGAGAGAUCUCUGACAUCUCUUCGUGACGAGCUAAGGGUAGCUCGUGGGAUUGUUUAUCGGUCUCGGGAUGAGAUAGCUGCUCUUCAGACCCUUGUUGAUGCCCACCAUCGGGAGCACAAGGCUCUCUGCGAGAUGCUUGAGCGCAAGGGCGUUCUUCAUCGGAAGAAGCAGCGUACUGAUGGUACGGCUUAA
Peronospora matthiolae is the source of this 381-nucleotide messenger RNA. The record is from the annotation of a GenBank genome assembly. Lineage: Eukaryota; Oomycota; Peronosporomycetes; Peronosporales; Peronosporaceae.